AUGUUCACGACCGAUUCCUUCGUCAGCAAUACUUCAAUUGGAUGUCACGCUCUUGUAUUCGGUUGCACUGAAGAGGAACUCGGUCAAGCAAAUCAUCCACCACCACAUCACAAACGGAUCUUUCUCGUCAUACUUCUAUUCCGGCCUAGUAAUGGGUUGGAUAGAUGGGAACUCGGUCAAGCACAUCAUCCACCACCACAUCACAAACGGAUCUUCUCAAGGAAACAUCUGUUCCGAUCCUCUGUUUGGUUGGAUAGAUGGCAACUCGGUCAAGCACAUUAUCCACCACCACAUCACAAACGGAUCUUCUCAAUAAAACUUCUGUUCCGAUCCUCUGUUUGGUUGCAUAGAACGGGAGUCGGUCAAGGACAUAAUCCACCACCACAUCACAAACGGAUCUCUCCUAACAAACGUCUCUUCCGAUCCUCGCUUUGGUUGGAUAGAAGGGGACUCGGUCAAGCACAUCAUCCACCACCACAUCACAAACGGAUCUCUCCUAACAAACGUCUGUUCCGAUCCUCUGUUUGGAAACAUCUGUUCCGAUCCUCGCUUUGGUUGGAUAGAAGGAGACUCGGUCAAGCAAAUCAUCCACCACCACAUCACAAACGGAUCUUUCUCGUCAUACUUCUAUUCCGGCCUAGUAAUGGGUUGGAUAGAUGGGAACUCGGUCAAGCACAUCAUCCACCACCACAUCACAAACGGAUCUUCUCAAGGAAACAUCUGUUCCGAUCCUCUGUUUGGUUGGAUAGAUGGCAACUCGGUCAAGCACAUUAUCCACCACCACAUCACAAACGGAUCUUCUCAAGGAAACAUCUGUUCCGAUCCUCUGUUUGGUUGGAUAGAUGGCAACUCGGUCAAGCACAUUAUCCACCACCACAUCACAAACGGAUCUUCUCAACGAAACAUCUGUUCCGAUCCUCUGUUUGGUUGGAUAGAAGGGGACUCGGUCAAGCACAUCCUGCACCACCACAUCACAAACGGAUCUCUCCUAGCAAACUUCUGUUCCGAUCCUCUGUUUGGUGGGAUAGAAAGGCGACUCGGUCAUGCACAUCCUUCGCCACCACAUCACAAACGGAUCUUCCGUACAAUACUUCUGUUCAGAUGUGGUCUUUGGUGUGA
Messenger RNA from Adineta ricciae, 1119 nucleotides. NCBI's taxonomy places the organism in Eukaryota, Metazoa, Rotifera, Eurotatoria, Adinetida, Adinetidae. The record is from the annotation of a GenBank genome assembly.